Molecule: messenger RNA, 1267 nt
Organism: Rhizopus microsporus ATCC 52813
Lineage: Eukaryota; Fungi; Mucoromycota; Mucoromycetes; Mucorales; Rhizopodaceae
Exons: 4
Coding region: 31-858 (275 amino acids)
Biological process (GO): U4 snRNA 3'-end processing; exonucleolytic trimming to generate mature 3'-end of 5.8S rRNA from tricistronic rRNA transcript (SSU-rRNA, 5.8S rRNA, LSU-rRNA); nuclear mRNA surveillance
Cellular component (GO): cytoplasmic exosome (RNase complex); nuclear exosome (RNase complex)
Source: RefSeq, a predicted model, not a curated record
UUUUUUUUAAAAUAAAAAAAUAAAAAAAACAUGGUCAAAGACACUGAUCCAAGCAUUAACGAAAGCACAUUUUUAUUAGAAGCUUUAAAACAAGGAAAAAGAGUGGAUGGUCGUGAAGUUUAUGAUAUGCGAUCCAUAGAGAUUACAUUAGGAAAUGAUUAUGGCUAUGCAGAAGUACGAUUAGGAAAGACAAAAGUUGCAGCUCAUGUGACAGCUGAGGUAGUUCGACCUUAUACCGAUAGACCAUCAGAGGGUGUGCUUUUAUUCAAUACAGAGAUAUCACCCAUGGCAGCACCUACAUUUGACACAUCAAAUCGUUCAGAGGAGGAAAUAUUAAUCAGUCGUAUUGUAGAAAAGGCAUUACGUAGAAGUAGAGCUAUUGAUACAGAAGGGCUCUGUAUUGUCUCUGGAGAAAAAGUAUGGCAGAUUCGCGUUGACCUUUUGUUCCUUGAUCAUGAUGGUAACCUGGUAGACUGUGCUUGUAUAGCAGCAAUCACCGCCUUAUUACACUUUAGAAGACCUGAUGUCACUGUAUCUGGUGAAGAAGUAACAAUUCACCCCAUAGAUCAAAGAAAUCCCGUGCCUCUAAGUAUUCAUCAUAUACCGAUCUGUAUUACGUUUGCAUUCUUUGAUAAAGGUGAAUUAUUAGUUGUCGAUCCAAAUCAUUUAGAGGAACAGUGUAAAGAAGGCAACAUGACAAUAACCAUGAAUAUCAACAAGGAGAUUUGUGCUCUAUCUAAAGCAGGCGGAAUACCAUUAGAAAUGGAUCAAGUAUUAAGAUGCUCACAAAUUGCGCUUAUCAAAGUAACCGAAGUGACAGAAUUGAUUCAAAAGACAUUACAAGACAACAAGUCAUAAAUAAACUACCGUGUUUUGAAUAUGAAUUUGAGGUCAGUUGAAAAGUAUAUCAAAAGAGGGCAAUAGCUUUUUUACUUCUGUUGGAACAUCUUUUAAGCUGAUGAUCCAUUCAAGGUCUUCCGAAUAAUCAUGAACUAUACAGUUAAAAUCUUUCAACCUAUUUUUGUAACUGCUUGAAAAAAAUAUAAUUCAAAGCACCAAUCUUUUAAAUGAGUUGAAAAGAAAGCCCUUGUGCCUAUUGAAGGAGUUUCGAGUCUAUAUUCAAGAUAUUCGUUUUCUUUAGAGACCUUUCAUAUCAUUUUUACCCAGUGUAUCCAUUACAUUUGAUAGGCACGCCAAGUAAUGCUCAGUUCUUGUUCCAACUUUACCAUUGACUUUAGUUUCCUUACCGUUCGCCUUUCUCUCUUUU